AUGGAUAAUUAUGGGGGAGAGACGGAUUCGGCGGGUAAUGUGGAGAGUAAGGAGAGUUUGCCGUUAGUUCUUUCUUCAGCUGGUGUGGUGGCUAAUCGGGUGAGAUUAACUCCGGUAGUUACACCGUUGAGUCGGGCCCGGCGGGAGUCGGUGGUUGUUAAGAAGUGGCGGCGGCAAUUGGCGGCGGUUGUAAUUGUAUUGGCGGGAUUGUCCGUUUAUUUGGGCGGUCGUUAUUGGUUUAGUGGCUUGGGAGCGGCGGAGAAGGCGUUGGGGUGUGGAGUUAUUGCGGGGGUAGUGACUUUAUUAUGGUCUUUACGGGUAGUGCCUUUGUAUGCUACUUCUUUGGGCGUACUGCCGGUGGUGGUUGUAUCGGGGAUGUUAAGUCCGGAACAGUCUGUUUUCUGGGGAAUGGGUGAGAGUUUGGUGUGCUUGGGACGUAUUUGUGUUUCUAAGGUGGUGGUGCUUUUGUUGGGUAGUUGUCUUCUUUCAACGUACUUUCAGGCUAAUGGUGGGAGUGCUUUGGUGGUGCCUUACUUAUUGGGUGGACAUAGUCGGAUGGGUGCGUUAUUAAGGUGUAUGGGGUUGAGUUUAGUGCUUUCUUCGGUGAUGUCUAAUGUGACGGCUCCUAUUAUUAUUACUUCUAUCUUGCAGAGUGCGGUGGAUAAUGGGUGUGGUGAUGUGCCGGCGGGGAUUAUUAUGAGUAUUGCUUUGGGAUCAAAUAUUGGUGGUAUGCUUUUGCCGAUUAGUAGUCCUCAAUCGGUGCUUGGGUUUGCGGCGAUGAAUAUUGGCUGGAUGGAAUGGUUGGGAUUUUCGGUGCCUUGUGUGCUGGGAGCCUUUGUUUUUGUUUUUGCCCUUAUCUUCUUCUUCUUUCCUUUUAAGGCAAUGCCGAUGGCAUUGAUAGGUGCUGAUCUUUCGCGGUCUAGUCGGAUUAAGUUGGUGCUAGUCUCUUUGGGAUCGGUGCUUUGCUGGUCCCUCUCCUCUUCUUUACCUUUUCCCCUUCUGGUUGCCGCUCUGCCGGCCUUGGGCCUCUCUUUCGCUCCUGGUGCGUCUCGGGUUCUCAAUCACCGCACCCUAGAAAUCCUCUCUAUUGCUAUUGCUGGGACGGCCUUGGGUGAAGGCAUAGAAAAGACCGGACUACUUAACCAGGCUUCCCAAGCACUUAUUGCUUCUAAUAAGAGUCGGUCCCUUCUCUUUGCCGUAGUUGUUCUCUCACUAUUUAUGCUCCUUGUUUCUUGCCUGGUCUGUCAUACAGUUAGUGCAGUAGUUCUCUUGCCGAUCUUCCAAAAUAUCGGCCAUCUUCUGCAUCGCGAACGGUUAAUCCUUGGAGUCACGGCCCUUGCCUGCUCGGGAGGUAUGGCUCUACCAACUAGUGGCUUCCCUAAUAUCCUAGCUAGUAGUUUUAUUGCAGCAUCCGGUCGAAGAGUCUUAUCUACUUAUCAAUUUAUUGUUUUUGGCUCAAUCGGCACUUUAUUCUGCUGGCUAAUUAUUGUUACAGUUGGCGUAUCAGCAAUGAUACUAAUGGGCUUCUAA
Messenger RNA from Nematocida homosporus, 1530 nucleotides. Its product is annotated as phosphate transporter. The transcript has a single exon. The record is from RefSeq and is a predicted model, not a curated record. Gene Ontology annotation, molecular function: phosphate transmembrane transporter activity. Gene Ontology annotation, cellular component: membrane. NCBI's taxonomy places the organism in Eukaryota, Fungi, Microsporidia. Gene Ontology annotation, biological process: phosphate ion transport; monoatomic anion transmembrane transport; polyphosphate metabolic process. The coding region runs from base 1 to 1530 and encodes 509 amino acids.